GUUAGGUAGGCUGCUUUCUUUUACUUUUCCUAUGUGCUGUUUCCUUCCCCUGCUCCCUCCCUCCAUUCUCUCACUCUCUCUCCCAUUAUCUCUCCCCUGCCUCCAUCUGGACUGAGGUUUUUUAGCGCUUGCUAAAGCAGCUCUUUCUGCUGAGGAACUGGGAAGGCUAGUUCUGAUGCACGCUGCUCAAAGAAAGGAUAUAGACACAUGCACACAGUGAUCUGAUCUGAAAAUGAGACGCAAAGCUCAUAAAUGGAUCAAUCCUGACAGAAAAUUACUGUCUGAUUCUGGAAGGAAAACUUAGGGUGUUUCACAGUCUCUGGGCGCCAACACCCAGUGGAAUUACUACACACAAGACAAAGCAAAAUAUAACAUGAAAAAAAUAUAUAUUGGGAAAACUGCACUUAAAGCCUCUCGAAAUGGUUGUAAACAUCAGAAAAGAAGUUCAUUGCAGGAGCAGAAGGAGGACCUACGGAAGCGGCUCUCCUAUACCACUCAUAAGCUGGAGAUGCUGGAGACUGAGUUUGACGCCACCAAGCAGUACCUGGAGACAGAACUAAGACGGGCACAGGAGGAGCUGGAGAAAUUUACUGACAAGCUUCGCAGGAUACAGAGCAGCUAUGCAGCAUUGCAGAGAAUAAACCAAGAACUAGAAGAGAAGUUUAACCAAAAGACACAGCAAUAUGAAGAGGAGAAAAGGACACUCAGUCGAGAGAUCAUCGUACUCAAUAAUCAUUUAAUGGAGGCCAAAAUCACUAUUAAAAAGCUAAGAGAAGACAAUGACCUGUACAAGAAGGACUGCAACAGUGCAGCUCAACUCCUGCAGUGUGGAAAAUCCCAUUACAGAGCACAGAAGCAGUCCAAGCUACACACUGACUUUCAGGAGAAGGCAAGUUCUCGCAUGGACAAUCAUGGGCGUGGGAGGGACAAGGGCCUGUGCCAUUUACCCUAUUCUGAUGCUGCAUCCACAGUCAAUGCCAAAGUAUUGGAGAAGCCUGAGCCAGGUAGUAGCUGCCCAGUCACACGGUCACCUAGCCCACAGCCUCAAGACCCAGACUUUCUGGCAAACAACGAAAUGAACAGUGUUGAUACUCUCCAACACCAUGUUGUAUACAAAUCUUCUGACCUAUACUGCAGUGACACAGCACUAUAUUGUCCCAUGGAUGAGAGGCGACAGGAUCGCUGGCAGGGGCGUCGGAAGAGUGUGGACCUCCAUGGCAGGAACACCAGCAUUCACCAACCCCGGAACUCCACAGACAGCAACCUGGAGGAUUACAACUUCCACUCUCAAUACUCCCACAAUGACGGGGUUCUCCAAGAAUUUGCAGCAGGGUCCUCACCAACCUCUAGCUCUUACUCUAGCUUUAGUGUGGCUUCGGAUGAGAAGGGCCUUGCUCCCAGCACCCUUUCCUCCUCUCACCUGGCUCUAUACAUGGACUGGCGGGAUGGUGAUUACGAGUGUAAGAGCACAUCCUCAUAUGACAAAGACAGCCCCAGGUUUCCCAAGUCGCACAGCUUCCAACACGUGACCUCCAGCCCACAAAACGGCAACUCCCCAGCCUAUAUGCGAACAGCAUCCUGCUACAGUGAGCCAUACCAUUCACCGCGGCUCACUUCCUCCCACAGCAUGGGCUCCUCAGGAGUGCCAAAAGACAGCUGCAGCAGCAUCCAUAUUCCUGAGGAGGAGCUAAUGGGCCGCUGGAGGCAUCUGAGUGUAGAGGACGUCAACAGCUUUUCAUAUCGCAAUCCUGGCCGUGUAUCCCCUUACAGCUUCUCUGAGCAGCACUUUGCAAUUGGCCCUUCCAAGAUCAAAGUAGGACCCCUAUACAGCAGUGUCCAGGAAGGAGACAACACCUUCCACACAGGUAUGCUGGAUUCCUGCUUCUCCACCUCGCCUGGCUCCAGCUUGGCACCAAGCCCCAAGCACAGUCUGGGAUUGUGUAUGACUGAAAAAGGACCAAUGUACCAGUCAAAUAACAGCAUCCAGGAGUCUAAGAGUAGCCUCUUCCUUGCUGGAAUCUCAAAAGACAAUGAGAGCACUGUGAGAAAUGUGAACAAAGAAUAUGUGGAUGUCAGCCCCAACAGCUCAGCUGAGUCAUUACACCAAACUCCACUGGAGGCUUCCAAUGUGCGGCACUACCAGCUUCAAAGUCCAGGGCCACAGAAGAAGACAUCUCCCCAGCACCAAAAAUUCACAAGCACAGGACUCAGUAGAAAGGACAGUCUCACCAAAGCUCAGCUGUAUGGAACACUGCUUAACUGAGUCAUUUGUUGAUUAUUAUUGAACACUCACCACUGACUCACCUGGCUGCAUUCUCAAAAAACUUAGCUUUAGGGUGUGGUAAGUGGUUGGCUUUAAAAGUGUUAGAAAGACAAAGAAGUGGUGUUACUUAGAGCAUUAACAUUUGAAAUACCUCAUUCCAAAGUCAUCAUACUGUAUAAUACUAAUAUUUUAGAAUAGAGGCUAGGUUUCACACAUACAUAUUCUGUCUGCUUAAACAAUUUCCCUUCAAUUGGUUUAAAACAUUUUAUGAUAUUUAUUGACCCUAAUAUAAAUGACAUAUGCUUUUUUAAAGGUUUUAUAUAUUUUAUAUAUAUAAACCUUUUAAACCUUUGUUACUUCCUGUGUCAUUGGAAUAAACAGACCCACACAGUACUGUGCAAAAGUCUUAGGCACCCUAUUUUUUUAGUACAAACUUUGUUAUAGAUUUUUAUUUUAUGACUUCUACAUUAUUGAUUCAGUGCAAAAACAUUUUAGAUUUCCAAACAUUUGUUUUCCAGCACAAAAUUAAAUGUUACAGAAAAAUGUUUGUAUGUCAGUAAAGAAAGCAGCAUAUUACAUAAGAGACACUUUUCAGACAAAAAAAACAUAAUGAAGGCUGCUAGGUUUUGCUGCAAAAAUAAGAAGCGAGUGUGACAGUUAAAGUCUCCAGAAGAACUGUGGCUGCUUCUGCAAGAUGCUCAGUAACACUUACAGCUCAUUUCCUUAUAAAACUGCACACAUCGUACCUGAGACUACGAAGGAUCAUCACACCAAAUAUUGACUUUGUUUCAUUUAUUACUGUUUACUGCUCUUUAUAGUAUUUUUUAAUGUAGAAACAUUUAAUUUCAUUAUUUUUGAAGGCAUCUUUGCUCUACAGCAUUUCCUAAGACUUUGCAUGUGCCUAAGACUUUUGCACAGUACUGU
Messenger RNA from Pangasianodon hypophthalmus (striped catfish), 3187 nucleotides. Its product is annotated as brain-enriched guanylate kinase-associated protein. The record is from RefSeq and is a predicted model, not a curated record. Gene Ontology annotation, cellular component: synapse. The coding region runs from base 374 to 2263 and encodes 629 amino acids. NCBI's taxonomy places the organism in Eukaryota, Metazoa, Chordata, Actinopteri, Siluriformes, Pangasiidae. The transcript is spliced from 7 exons.